This is a messenger RNA of Andrographis paniculata, 1203 nucleotides long. Its product is annotated as alpha-soluble NSF attachment protein-like. NCBI's taxonomy places the organism in Eukaryota, Viridiplantae, Streptophyta, Magnoliopsida, Lamiales, Acanthaceae. Gene Ontology annotation, biological process: SNARE complex disassembly; intracellular protein transport. The record is from RefSeq and is a predicted model, not a curated record. The transcript has 9 exons. Gene Ontology annotation, molecular function: soluble NSF attachment protein activity; syntaxin binding. Gene Ontology annotation, cellular component: vacuolar membrane; SNARE complex. Bases 63 to 935 code for a protein of 290 amino acids.
CGUCGCUUGAAAAAGCAGCAGCGUCAUACACCGGCAAGCUUUGCGUGAAGAGGAGACCAAAGAUGGGCGAUCAGUUAGCGAGGGCCGAGGACUUCGAGAAGAAAGCCGAGAAGAAGCUCAAAGGUUGGGGUUUAUUUGGCUCCAAAUACGAGGACGCCUCCGAUUUGUUCGAUAAGGCCGCCAAUGCCUACAAGCUCGCCAAAUCAUGGGAUCAAGCUGGAGCAGCGUAUGUUAAGUUGGCAAAUUGUCACUUGAAGUUAGAUAGCAAGCAUGAGGCUGCUAAUGCUUAUGCUGAUGCUGCUCAUUGCUACAAAAAGACUAACAUAAAAGAGUCAGUUUCAUGCUUGGAGCAAUCUGUAAAUUUAUUUAUGGAUCUUGGAAGGCUUAAUAUGUCUGCCAGAUAUUACAAGGAAAUAGCUGAGUUGUAUGAGCAAGAACAGAACUUGGAGCAAGCUAUUUCGUAUUAUGAGAAAGCUGCUGAUCUCUUUCAAAGUGAAGAAGUAACAACAUCUUCCAAUCAAUGCAAGCAGAAAAUUGCUCAAUUUGCAGCUCAACUUGAACAGUAUCAAAAAGCUAUUGUGAUUUAUGAAGAGAUAGCUCGGCAUUCUCUCAAUAAUAACUUGCUGAAGUAUGGGGUUAAAGGGCACCUUCUAAAUGCCGGUAUUUGCCAGCUUUGCAAAGGUGAUGUAGUUGCAAUCAACAAUGCGUUAGAUCGUUAUCAGGAGCUAGAUCCUACAUUUUCUGGAACACGUGAAUAUAAGCUGCUUGCGGAUUUAUCUUCUGCUAUCGAUGAGGAAGAUGCUGCCAAGUUUACCGAUGCAGUAAAAGAAUUUGAUAGCAUGACUCGGCUGGAUUCCUGGAAGACAACACUACUAUUGAGAGUGAAGGAAGCCAUGAAGGCCAAAGAGCUGGAGGAUGAUGAUGAUCUUACUUAAAAUCCGACCCUUUUCACCAUAUUUGUCUCUGAUGAUGUGUCUGUUGUUUUUGGCCUGUAUCAUUUAUACAUACAUACAUAUAUACAUUGUUCUACCGCUCGGGUUUGGUUUGUGUACUUGAUGAUUUCAUAUUUGGAGUGAAAUUAUGACUGCAGAAGUGUGUUUGCCUUUUGAUUGUUGAAUUUCAUGUAUUUUGGGUUGAAUUCUACCCAUUUUAAGUUGGUGACUUUUAUUUGUGUGUGUGUAAUUUAUAUUCUGGAUUUUGAUA